CUAACUGUUUCCACGGUUACUGGCUCACCAGCUGUUUAACUUGGAGUGAUGUUUUUGUUCAUAGCCUUAGCAACAGCAACAAUAGCUGAGGUAAAAAAAAAAAACUAAAGCCCUCUCUUCAGGUCAUACACUCAGACUCUCCCCAACACAAGCACAGCUAUAACCCAAGAUGCCCCUAAACGACGAGCGGCCUACCUCCACAUCCAGCGGUGAGGACCAAGGCAGCGAUGUGGAGUCGUCAUCAGAGCGCUAUGACAGCGUGACGUCGACCAGUGACUUGGACUGCUCCCGUGAGAGCUUCACUAGCGACUGCUCCAGCAAGCAUUGCACACCCUCCUCGAGCCCACCCAAAACCUUAACCCUAGAUGAAGUCAUGGAGUCUGCCAGAGAUCUGUCCAAUCUGAGUUUUGCCCAUGAGAUUAUUGUGAAUCGAAACUUCCAUCUAGAGCCAGACAGCCUACCUCAGGACAGUUUAUGGAAUGCAGUCAAACAUAAUGUCCACAAAGCCUUCUGGGACAUCUUGGAGUCUGAGCUGAACAAUGACCCUCCUGAGUAUCAGCAGGCUAUCAGGCUCCUGGAGGAGAUCAGAGAGAUCUUACUGUCAUUCCUUAAUCCAGGAGCCAAUCGAAUGAGGACCCAAAUCAUGGAGGUGCUUGACAUGGACCUGAUUCAUCAGCAGGCUGAAAACGAUGUCGUUGACAUCCAGGGGAUUGCCUCCUACAUUAUCACCACCAUGGGCAAGAUGUGUGCACCAGUAAGGGAUGAAGACAUCAAGAAGCUGCGGGAAAACACAGAAAAUGUAGCAACAAUGUUUAGAGAGAUCUUUCGUGUGCUGGACCUGAUGAAAGCAGACAUGGUCAACUUUACAAUUGAGAAUCUGAGGCCUGUGCUCCAGAGACAGAGUAUUGAAUAUGAAAGGGCAAAGUUUCAAAGCAUACUUGAAAAGACCCCCAGUGCUUUGGACCACACCACCUCCUGGAUCAAGUUAGUAGUGGAGGAGCUACAGUCGGCCUCCUUCCCCACAGAACAGCCUAACAGUGAGGGGAAAGGACAGCGAGCUGUGCCCGGGCCCUUCCAGAUCCUUAACGCUGCCUUCAUCCGCAUCCUCACAUGGGAUUAUGAUAAGAGCCCACUGCCUGAGACCUGGAUGACUGAUGAGAUACGUCUGCGAGAGAUCCAGUGGAAGCUCCAGCAGUGUCAGGCAGUGAACGAGGUCCUGCUCAUCAUCUACAGCACUGUUGGAGGGCCCAUCCAGGGUCUUCCCUCCCUGUCCGAUCGUCUGAAGCGCAUGACCAGCGUGCUGCUGGAUGGGAUGCACAGCCCCAACUUUAAUCUAGAAGAAGCACUAGAGGGUGUCAGUGCGCAGGUCUGCUGCGAGCUCAACAAGUCUUUAACAGAGAGGAACUACCCUGCACUGACCCCAGCACUGCAGGCCACCCUCACAGGCCAGAUCUGCAGCAUCACCCAAAAGGACAAUCCCAUUCGCACUCUAGUUGAGGAUCGUGUGCAGCAGUACUUCAGGAUGCUCGUCUGUGAUCCUAAACCACAGGCCAAAUUUGAACAGGUACCAUCGGGCCUGACUGCCCUCAAGCCUGAACUAGCACUGAUGGGAGCAAAGUUCAUCUCCUUGGUCAACUACAACAAGACUGUCUACGGGCCUUUCUAUGCAGAUAUCAUAAGAAAGCUAAUGUUCAGCAGCAGCAGCCCAUCACCAGGAAACCCUCCUCAGGACACCGCUCAGGAUGCUGUCACUUCCAAUUAAAGUUGACUUUUGCUCAUGCAACCUAAGGAGUUAUUUCUUCCAGUUCAGAGGUACUUAGGUAGCGGGUCAGUGCUACUGCUUUGCUUGAGCAGUGUUCUCCCAAGAGAAAAGUAGUGUCAUAGUUAACCUCUUCAGAACAUAUUACUGAGGGCACAUUUUAAAUCUGUCUGCAGCUAAACUCCUGUUAUUUUGGAGCAAUACAGAAAAAGAUCAUAGUAUGUCUAUUUUAAGCUUUAUGAAGCAGAGGGAAAUCAAAGUCUAUAUACUAAAAAAAGUAGAGACUGAGACUCUACAUAUAACAUGUUAUUAAUGUUAUGUUAUGUGUGUAGUUAAGUAUACAAUAUAACUAUGAACAAUUUUUAGCCUACAAAAUAAGAGGUGGGAUGAGUCCUUUGAGUAUUUUCCCACUUCCUUCUUUAGCAGCCAAAGAACUAGGGUUUCUCUUCAUUUAAUCUAUUAUACAGCAAACUUAGAAGUUAGGAGUUAAAAAAUGUGUGGGAUUUUAAUUCUUAUAACAGUUGUCUGCAUGAGUAGUUGUGUUGGAAUGUGUUAUUAGUUUUCACCUGAGUUAUUUGUUAAAGCAUUUGCCAGAUGUUGUGUGUGUAUAGUUUACUUGUACUUGCCAGGAAAUACUUGCUCCAUUACUUUAGGUUGUUUGUAUGCUACAUUUUGAAGUACUGUAGUUGUUACAGUAUUGUUACGUUGGCUGUUAGAACCUGUUGAAAAAGUAAAGGUGCUGAACUCUGAUUCUGUGCAACAUUUCCACCAAAAGAAUUUGCACAAAGAAAAGCUGUUAUGUACUUAAAGGUUUACGUAAAAUGUCAGAAGUUGUUUUUUUUCUUCUGUAUUUCAGUUACAAUAAUAAAAUGAAAAAACAAGCUGUGUUAAAAAAUUGUGUCAGUAUGAUUUCAAAGGUCCUAUGUCAAGCAUUACUUUACCCAAUAAAAAUAAUUUCAAUA
Messenger RNA from Betta splendens (Siamese fighting fish), 2721 nucleotides. It is a transcript of the gene tcp11l2, whose product is annotated as t-complex 11, testis-specific-like 2. The record is from RefSeq and is a predicted model, not a curated record. Bases 170 to 1762 code for a protein of 530 amino acids. Gene Ontology annotation, biological process: signal transduction. The transcript is spliced from 9 exons. Lineage: Eukaryota; Metazoa; Chordata; Actinopteri; Anabantiformes; Osphronemidae.